Messenger RNA from Oldenlandia corymbosa var. corymbosa, 3063 nucleotides. NCBI's taxonomy places the organism in Eukaryota, Viridiplantae, Streptophyta, Magnoliopsida, Gentianales, Rubiaceae. The record is from the annotation of a GenBank genome assembly.
AUGCGGAGAUUCGUAGUUGAAAAAUCCAGAAAUCUCAUCACCAGAACAACGAGAUCACCUUGUUCCACUUGUUCUUCACCAAAGGCUUCGUCUUUCCUCGUGUCACCCCGUCCUUCAUACCCUACAUCCUCCUCAUCAUCUAAACCUUCUAUUAAUUCUUCCUUGCGGUUUUUGGCUGCUUCUCUUUUGAACCCACCUCUUUAUUGUAAUCCUCUACUUUUUCCUUCUUUCAUGGCGUUCAAUUAUUCCACCUCUCCCCUGUCUGUUGAGACCAUCAAUCCUAAGGUCCUGAGAUGUGAGUAUGCUGUGCGUGGAGAGAUCGUCACUCUGGCUCAGGAACUGGAGCAGGACUUGAAGAAGAACCCAGGAGCUUAUCCUUUUGAUGAGAUCAUCUAUUGUAACAUUGGGAACCCUCAAUCGUUGGGCCAACAACCUAUUACUUUCUUCAGGGAGGUACUUGCUUUAUGUGAUCAUCCUUUAAUUUUGGAUAGUAGCGAGACACAAGCUUUAUUCAGUGCUGAUGCUAUAGAGCGCGCCUUCCAGAUCUUGGACCAAAUUCCAGGGAGGGCAACUGGUGCAUAUAGUCAUAGCCAAGGUAUCCGAGGAUUGCGUGAUGCCAUUGCUGCUGGUAUUGAAGCUCGUGAUGGGUAUCCUGCUAACCGCGAUGAUAUAUUUUUGACUGAUGGUGCUAGCCCUGCAGUUCACAUGAUGAUGCAAUUAUUGAUAAGGUCGGAGAAGGAUGGAAUUCUUUGUCCCAUACCUCAGUACCCUUUGUAUUCUGCUUCAAUCGCCCUCCAUGGCGGUACUCUUGUUCCUUAUUAUCUUGAUGAAGCAACAGGGUGGGGCCUGGAAAUCUCGGAGCUUAAGAAUCAGCUUGAAACUGCCAAAUCCAAGGGGAUUUCUGUUAGGGCCUUGGUUGUGAUAAAUCCCGGCAACCCAACAGGACAGGUCCUUGCCGAGGACAACCAGCGUGAAAUUGUGGAGUUCUGCAAGAAAGAAGGGCUUGUCCUUCUGGCAGACGAGGUAUACCAGGAAAACAUUUAUGUGCCCGACAAGCAGUUCCACUCAUUUAAAAAGAUUUCCCGGUCAAUGGGGUAUGGCGAGAGCGAUUUCUCCUUGGUAUCUUUCCAAUCUGUCUCAAAAGGGUACUAUGGUGAGUGUGGAAAGAGAGGUGGUUAUAUGGAAGUCACUGGUUUUAGUCCCGAAAUAAGGGAACAAAUGUACAAAGUGGCUUCUGUUAAUCUUUGUUCCAAUAUUUCUGGGCAGAUUCUUGCAAGUCUUGUGAUGAAUCCUCCAAAGGUUAAUAUCUUCUGGACUUAGUUACCUGUUCAUUUGCUUUCUUUUGAACUCCUGAAUCUUCUUAUUUGAUGGCUGUGAGAGUAGGCCUGUGACCAUGAUCCUUCUAUAAUGUUCAUAAAUAUUAUCUUGCAUAGUUUGAAUGUUAUACACAAUAUUAUCGGUUAAAUUAUCUUGGCAUAUGCAGGUGGGAGAUGAAUCAUACGAGUCGUAUAUGGCAGAGAAGGACGGAAUUCUUUCAUCCUUAGCUCGGCGUGCCAAGGUUAGUCCAACGUAAACAUAUUGAAAUCAUCCAUUGAAACUGAAAGGUGAUGGUGUCAAUUACUCAAAGCAUUAUAGAUGCUCUUGGAUUGUUGAUUCUGUAUAAAAUCAAAAUAGUUUCAUUUGCUUAGACUAAGUUUGAGAUUUUCCAUCCAUUUUGUUGGGACAGACGCUUGAAGAUGCACUCAACAAGUUAGAAGGAGUAACAUGCAACAGAGCAGAAGGAGCGAUGUAUCUUUUCCCUAAAAUAGAACUGCCGCAAAAAGCAAUAGAAGCAGCAAAAGCAGCAAAUACUGCACCUGAUGCAUUUUAUGCUCGGCACCUCCUAAAUGCUACAGGAGUUGUCGUUGUUCCUGGCUCUGGAUUCGGUCAGGUGAGUUCUUCGUAACAUGCAUGAAAAGGCUGCAAUUUCGUUGGUUGAUGCAUGCAACUCAUUUUUAAAUCCUCAGUUGCAUUUUGUGUUCGUUUAAUCAAAACUUUCAUGUUCUUAUAUUAUUGCUUAUGCUUGAUCUCUUCCAUUAUUUCUCAACUAUAUCGGCUUAAUCUAUUUUAACAUUUUGGACGACAUAUUUCUUUGUUGAAGGUACCUGGAACUUGGCAUUUUAGGUGUACAAUUUUACCCCAGGAAGACAAGAUACCAGCCAUUGUAUCUCGUCUCACAGAUUUCCAUCAGAAAUUCAUGGAUGAGUUUCGCGAUUAAGGAAGAAGCUUUUUAAGCACAUACCAUCCGAUUUCUGCAGCAGGAGACUCAAAUAAUAAAGAUGAAGUUGGAACGUCAUUGCUAGCGUGUGAAACCCUUUGCUAAACACUAUAAAAGGAGAACUAUACAUUUUGGAAAAGUGAGAAUUUUGUUAGGUUUUGCGUGCUUAGGCGUGAUGAUAUGUUUUGUCAUUGUAGCCUAGACUAAGGAAUUUAUGAUUGGAUAAUAAUGUCAAACUGGUAGAAUUCAGAAGUUUCUGAUCUUUUAUUCCUUGGUUCCCGAGUGCUGUACUUUUAGAGGUUCAGCGUUUAACCAUCAUGGAGCAACCUUGUUGCAUGACCACAAGCGCUUACAAAUAUCCAUCCUGUCAACUAGCUGCAUAUGAAAUAACCAACUGGGGAUGUUCGGCGGACUAGGCAUGAUUGUGUGUGGAUGUAGAAAUAACUGAUCGAAAAAGGGUGCCAAUCUCUGUUCCAGUAGAGAAUUUAACUUUCGAAAAGACAGUAUAAUCGUAACUGGUUUAAAGAGUUUUUAUCCCCCACUGUUUGAGCAUUCACUACAUUUGCUACUCAGGGGUAUAUCAAUAUCAAAAGAUAAUGAAAAUUCAAAAAGUUGUAAGCAGUACCAUAAUACCGACGAAAUCUUAGUUCCUUCAAGACCAUUCAUCCCAUAAAUUGAGUAGCCAAAUAAUACAAAUCAGGAUGAGCAUGUAGAUAACGUUUUACGAACAUUCCAAUAGUUUUAGGGGUAGUAAGGAAUACAACUGGUCCAAGAAAAAAGUGCACUAGAAGUUCAAUUGAAAAAAA